AUGAGUAAUUUACAAAUAUGGCAAACAGCUCGAUUCGUUUUAAUCCAACUUCAAAGGCAAGAUCUAAUUCAAUCAGUAUCAAAUACUCAUCAUCAACCACUUGAGUUUCAAUGGAUCAGUCACGUGGGCGAAUUAAAUCGAGAAAAUAAAUUACGAUUAUUCGAUGUAUGGAUUAUACACAAAUUACAUCGAUUAAUUCGAUUGAUCAAUUUAACAUGGACAGAUCCUGAAGAUAAGGAUACUGAUGAUAGUGACUAUAGGAGAAUUCAAGAAAAAAGUACAGCUGAUGAUGGCAGUUUAAAAUGGUCAUUUCAUCAUGGUGUUAAGGGGAUACAAAAUUGGUGGAUGAAUGAUCUGUGCUCAACUUAUCUAGAGGUGGUCAAAAGUGGAGGUGUUACACCGUCCAAUACAAACUCCCUUCAUGUUUUAUAUCUCUGCCUCAUGACGGGUAUCCACCUACUACAUCCAAUUAUGCCGCAUUUAACUGAAGUUUUGUGGCAUGGUUUACGGAUUAGCACUGAAUGUAAAGACAAUGAGUUUUAUAUUCCUGAAAAUUGUCUUUUAAUGCAAACAUUUCCCAACACCGAUUGGUUUGAAUUUCUUCAUCAAAAGCCCAAUGUUUCAUUAGAAGUUGUCGAGGCAACAAUGUCUGAAUUAACUAUGAUAGCUACAAAUAUUAACUCUUGGCGUCCAUUACUCCGAUUCAUUGAUCAUGUUGAAUCAUCCAAGAACAAAGGUGUUGAAUCUAAUGAUCUCUAUUUAAUGAAAAUUUUUAAACAUCGUGAUGAUAAUGGCAAUAAUACUUCAACCAUUUCUGAAGAUGAAUCUUCUGUGUUAAAAGCACUGACGUGCAUUAACGUAAAAUCCGACAUGUCGAAAAAAAAGAACGAUGAUAAUAAUCUCAGUCAUAACUAUGUUUUACAUACCUGUCCACGAUGAUGACAACAAUUGGCAAUUAUGUAUAAAUAAAAACGCAUAUGAUAUUCAAUGGUCUAGAAAGGAACUAGGACAACGUAUCGACAAACUUAAUCAACGUAGAGAUGAUUUGAUGAAUAUAGGGAAAAGGAAGAAAGGAAUGAGAAAUUUAGAAGAGUCUUUAGAUGAAUUAACUCAAACAAAGAUUCAAACAAUGGAAAGGAAGAUAGAGAAACUUGAGCGUCAGCUUUUGCUCUUGAAAUAAAAUGAUUAUUUGUGUGGUAGUAUGGUGAUGAUGAUAAUGAUGAAGUGACCCUGUGCAUACAUCGUGUUAUUGAUUCAUCUAUCAAUGAUUUUUGUACAUUUUUGUAUACUAACUAAAUACAUUUGUCGCAACUUAGUA
Molecule: messenger RNA, 1318 nt
Organism: Heterobilharzia americana
Lineage: Eukaryota; Metazoa; Platyhelminthes; Trematoda; Strigeidida; Schistosomatidae
Source: the annotation of a GenBank genome assembly